AUGAAGGCCAUCAGAAUCCCGCGGAAUUGAAAAGAGUAGCGAAAAUUGCCGAGGAAGACAGCUUCUUGAAAAAUAGCAGAAAAUUGCCAUGGACGAUGUCGAUCGUCUGUUUGAAUGCUUCAAAUGUGGCGUUACUCCUCCUGAAUCUGCAAUUAGAGAGAGAAAAACAAGUGUGAGUAGACUGAAGCCAGAGAAUUCAAGUUUGAAGAACAACGAGUCACCAAGUUCAGCAAGACAAGGCGAGAAGAAAACUGUGGAUGAAUGUGGGAAAUCAGAAAGUGGUGUGUCAGUGACAAAUAAAACAAACAAACUCAUUGCUGGCAGGCAGCUUUCUCCGGGUGUGUUCUAUGGAUCACCACAUGGAGUGCCUCCAAAGAGGCCAUCCAGUUUACUCCGAGUAUUGCGUGAAAUACACCUUGAUUUUUCUGGAAGACGUAAAUCCAACUUAAGGAAGCAAAUAUGGGCUACAUUUCCGAAGCAGGAUGAUGCUAUAAAAUUUGCAAAAGAAGAAACCAAUGUUCGCAUAUUCAGCUACCAAGAUCAUUUCAGUGGUCAAAGAAGAUUCCUUGUUUCUACCUAUCAAGAGUUUUGGAGAAGGUACAAGAAUAUGGACUCGAAGUCACGUCAUCAUUAUGAGGUGAUUCAAGAGGGCUUCCCUUGUCAUCUAUACUUUGAUCUAGAGUUCAAUAGAUUGGAGAAUACAGAUAGAGAUGGUAAUCAAAUGGUCGAUCUUCUUUUGCUGGUCAUAUUUGAGGCAUUAGAUGAGAAAUAUCAUAUACAAGGAGAAGAAGAUUGGGUUGUAGAACUCGAUUCCUCCACUGAAGAAAAAUUCUCUCGCCAUUUGGUGCUGCGUAUUCCGAAAGCUGCGUUCAAGGAUAAUUCUCAUGCUGGUGCUUUUGUUUCUGAGUUGUUCUCAAGAAUUCAUAAAGCGAAGGAGAAGGAUGAGAGAUUUCACCAACUCUUUAUUUCGAAAGAUUCUAGCUCUGCAGGACCUUCAAUGCAACUGUUUGUGGAUAAUGCUGUAUAUUCAAGAAAUCGUUGUUUCCGCUUAGCUCUAUCAUCAAAAGCUGGGAAGACGUCUGUGCUUCUGCCUACUGGACGUUUCAAGUGUAAGGGCAUGUAUGAAGAAGACGUUUUCAUGGCAUCUUUGAUCUGCAAUAUAGAUAAUGACUGUGAAAAGCUUUUAGUGUGCAAAAUGGAGUUGGACUGUAUCAAAACUCUGCAGUUUGAUACCGAGGUUAAUAUUACUAGUAGGAGACCUUUGAGUGCGCUUCAAGAAUUCACAUCUAAUGCUUUUAGAAAUGAUGUUUCGAGAACUUACCUAAUGGGAGCUUCUCCAUUUCCUGCCCUGGAUGCAUUCAUAGAAUCUGUUGCUUCUUUUGGAGCAGUGACUGGAAAGAUCCGAAGCUGGUAUUGGUUUUCUGAGUACGGUUUGUUGGUCUACAGUAUGUCAAAGAGCAGAUACUGUGGACGGAUUGGUCGAGAACACAAAAGUAAUCAUGUUAUGUAUGUGGCAGACCUACAGUGGGCUCUUUACUAUCAGAAAUGUUAUGAUCCUGACUGCCAAGGCUAUCGAUCUCCCUCCCGUCCCAUUCCACAUGAUUUAAUCCCUGAAAUUCCCAGUCUAGAAAACACAGGAGUUAUUGAUGGCUCUGAUAAUAAUAAGGAACAUAUGUUACUCGGUGGUCAUGAAAGCAUGAUAGACGGAGAUAAUGAUGAAAGUUGGUGGCUUGAAGCAGUGAAAGCUGCUGACAAUGUUGAAACUAUGGGAGAUUUAUUUAUCAGUACCACGGAUAAUGAUAAUAAAGAUGAUGGCGAAUGGUGGAUGGAAGUUGAGAGGACUGCAUCUCAGGCUGAAUUAAACUGCCACUGCUAAAGACAUGAUAUCGUUGCAUUUCUAGGUGUUCCCAUGCCUGUCCUCUUGCAAAGACUACUAGUGCUCCAUGCUCAUCAUUGGUGUGUGUUCCUGUGGAUUCCUCAGAAAAUAAGGUAAUUAUUACUCCUUUGAUCCUAAAUUCAUUUUCAAUCUCAGGAUUGUCAUGAAGUUUAGAAAUUAAUAGUUAAAAGUAGAACAAAAACAGAAAGAGAACGAAAGAUUAUUGGGAUGGAGAGAGAAAUGGGAAAAUUAACUAACUUGGAACUUGAGGUGGAUUGAGUAACCAAGUUCUCACAUUGUAGUGUCUGGAGAGGAGUUAUCCGGCACAGUUCCUCUAGAAAAUAACCUGAAUUCCCCUAUCUUCUACAACUAAUUAAGAGGGUAUUCUGCAACUCUGAAGGAAAUGUGUGACUAACUGCAGCUGUGGCUUCAUAGUGUAACAAAAGAGCUGCAGAGUCGAAAUGUCCUCGUAUAUUUGAAGUUGAAGCUUUUGCAGAUUGUAGAUGUCCUUUAUUCCUGUAUAGUUAGCAUCUAGGAGACCUUAACUAACAGAACAUUAGU
Molecule: messenger RNA, 2437 nt
Organism: Chenopodium quinoa (quinoa)
Lineage: Eukaryota; Viridiplantae; Streptophyta; Magnoliopsida; Caryophyllales; Amaranthaceae
Product: DNA-directed primase/polymerase protein-like
Exons: 14
Coding region: 89-1876 (595 amino acids)
Biological process (GO): response to UV; mitochondrial DNA replication; error-prone translesion synthesis
Cellular component (GO): mitochondrial matrix; nucleus
Molecular function (GO): chromatin binding; DNA-directed DNA polymerase activity
Source: RefSeq, a predicted model, not a curated record